UCCAUCCAUCGCGUUCAGUGUCCAGACCAGGGACCGCUAUUAAAGCUCAACAUCGAAAGGGUCAUUUACGCCAACGUCAAACAACUCGAAAUUGAUGGUACUCUGGCCUGGAAAGCCGCGAGAUUUCUCGAGUGUGAGCUCGUGAAAUCAGCCGGACAGACAUAUCUGUGGCUUGCUCUCAUGUUCAAAAAGAUCGCAAACAUGAAACGCCGCAGCAUUGAUAAUAUUAAGAUAGCACUCCAGAGUCCAGUUGAUGGUCUUGAUACUCUGCAACUACGAGAACUCCUUUCGAGAAACAGAUAAUUACAAGGACUCAAGGGCCUUGCUACAGAUUGUACUCACGGCGACUAGCCCCAUGUCGCUUCAUCAAAUCAAUGUCGCGAUGGGGAUCAAUGCGAAGACUUCGUCGAUUGAGGGACUGCUAGAAUGUCUGGAACCCAACAUGGAGGAAACCGUCACGGGACUGGGCAGGAUCUUCAUCGCAAUCCGCAAUGACAAGGUGGAGCUCAUUCACCAGACGGCUCGACAAUUUCUGCUUAGGACGGAGGCGUCUCAAAACGGACAGGGUUCGUGGAGGCAUUCCAUCGACCUGCUGGAGAGCAAUCUGUUGCUUGCUGAGAAGUGCGUGGCCUGCCUCCUCAUGCAGGAUUGGGUUCGUCUGACAAAAUCCUCCGCCAUCCCCUACCGACCCACCACGCAGACUUCCAAGGACGCUAUGAACUGGCAAGUUACCACCAGCAACUUGGAAAUAGACGACAACCCUCUCGUUGCGUGGAGAGAAACCUUUGAUUGGAGCACCAAAGAGCCUAUUAAGUCUUUCUGCACAUACGCCGCCAAAAACUGGUUUCACCACCUUCAAGUCUUUGGGCCCUCGUUUAGCGAUCAGGGAGACUUGGUUAAUCUGCGCGAGCAAGCCCGUCGGUUGUGUGAUCUCAGACAGAGAUACUUUGGUGUAUGGUGGAGCAUCUACGCCAACAUCAACAAAGACACCCGAAUCGAGUCUUACAUGCACUUCCUCGCCCAGCGCGGCGAUUUUGCCAUUAUGCAAGGACUCGUCGAUAGCAAUUCGUGCUCCGUCUUCCUCGACGAGGACAAGAGGGCAUUUGAUGAUAGGGGCAGUGAGGAUGAGAAUCUGCAGAAAAGGGGUAAUGACCUACUCAUUACCGCGACCAAAUACGAGCAGAAAAGUGCGGUCGAGUGGCUGCUUCAGCAAGACAGCGACGGUUUUCUGGAAAUGGGAACCGCUCUCCUCGUCGCCAUCGACAACCACAUGGACCCUAUUGUCCAGAUCCUGGUAGAUGAGGUUGCCGACUUGAAUGAGGCCCACCGCGACCUCGCCUCGGUCGAGGGCAGAUACGAGGAAGAUGAGUUCUCCAAGUCCACCCCGCUCGAGGUGGCCCUGCGGUCCAACAACCUGUCGGCCAUGAACCUUCUGCUGGAGAACGGCGCGGAAUUCCAGCAGGUCGAUUCCUGCGGCUAUACGCCGUGGGCACAAGUCAUCUUUGGCGAUGAGCUGAAGUACUUCAAGGGCAACACGGCUGUGACCGCGAUCAAAAAGGGGAAGGAGUCCCGACGCUCGGAGCCGGCAUCCAGUACAGCUAUGGUGGAAGCCAUGAUCUCCCACGGGGUACACCCGAAUGCUGCCGACUACCUGAACCGGACCCCGCUGCACUAUGCUGCAAUCGCUGGUGAUUCGGACAUAAUCCGGACUUUGCUGGCUGCGGGCGCUUCGUCCGACAUACAGGCCAAAGUGGACGAGGAGAGCAACGUGCUUAGGACGCCCUACAGGAUGGCGAAGGCUUUGGGGCACAAGGAACAGGCGGCACUGCUCAAGAUUGCAUCCCCAACGACGACAACCCCUGAAGAGUACGAGGGCAACUACACGUUGUCAAGCUCGCCGCCGCCGUCUACGGGGUUGAAGAGGCAGGCUUCGGGACCGGCGGGUUGGCAUGAGUCCAGACGGCCACGCUCUGGAGGCUUUGAUCCUCGUGAGCUGGGAGUACGACAUGGUGCACUGCCGUUUCGCGAGAAGCAUGUCGUGAGCACAUUGAGGAGAUCUUGAUCAAUACGGUGCAGGGAAUGUGCACCAUUUCCUCUGUGGUGAGACUUGGAUUGAUACAUCGGUUCGUGACUAGUGGUGGGAUUCGGGAUUUAGGAGUCAUCAUAGACGGACCCAGGGGCGUAAUGACUAAUUUAAUAGCAAGGAGAAUUAAUGAUAAAUUACGCGAUAGCAUCAUGGAUAGGCGUAUUAAUUCCCGUAGAACAAGGCGUAAUUGUAGUUAAAGCAACCCUCAGUUAUUUACCCACCCCUGACUGUUUCC
Pseudomassariella vexata is the source of this 2321-nucleotide messenger RNA. RefSeq names its product ankyrin repeat-containing domain protein. The record is from RefSeq and is a predicted model, not a curated record. The coding region runs from base 254 to 2062 and encodes 602 amino acids. The transcript is spliced from 2 exons. Gene Ontology annotation, cellular component: membrane; synapse; axon initial segment. Gene Ontology annotation, biological process: negative regulation of delayed rectifier potassium channel activity; neuronal action potential. Lineage: Eukaryota; Fungi; Ascomycota; Sordariomycetes; Amphisphaeriales; Pseudomassariaceae. Gene Ontology annotation, molecular function: transmembrane transporter binding.